Molecule: messenger RNA, 1606 nt
Organism: Mangifera indica (mango)
Lineage: Eukaryota; Viridiplantae; Streptophyta; Magnoliopsida; Sapindales; Anacardiaceae
Product: probable transcriptional regulatory protein At2g25830
Exons: 6
Coding region: 291-1268 (325 amino acids)
Cellular component (GO): chloroplast
Source: RefSeq, a predicted model, not a curated record
ACUGUGGGAUCUUUGUUAUUCUCGCGUGAUAAUUAAUCGCGAAAUAUUUUGUGGGCAAAUAGUUUUUAGAAGUUUAGUUAAAUCUGAAUUUGGUUAUCGUAAAGACUUUAAGAAAGAUGGAUUCGUCAAUCACGAGCCCUACAUCCGUGCCUCUGCCACGUGUAGGGGUUCAUUACCGGUUGUAAGAACGUGCACACAAAAUUCACUUCCUUGCUGCCACGGGCCCACAAUCAGCGGUGAGGUAAAGAACUAGGAUUUAGAGUUGUAAGAAGCAAGAAGCCGAUCAACAUAUGGGGGCCCUUUCUUCGAUGAGAGCGGUAGGUGCAAUUCUUUAUAGAAUCUCAUAUGGCGCCGUCUCAAAAUGCUCCUUCAAAUUCAAUUCAUCUGCACCCUCUAAACAUUAUUUGCUUAGUAGGAAUCAGUUGUCAUCAAAAUCAUCGAUAUCUUCAUGGGCUCACUUCUAUGAAGUGAAACUCUCUAACUAUCAACUCAGGACAAUACGGACUUCCCCACUUGUUUGUAUGGGCAGGCGUUCUUGCAAAAUUGCUGGCCGAAAGGGGGCUCAAGAUGCAAAGAAGGCAAAAUUGUACUCAAGGAUGGGGAAGGAAGUCAUAUCUGCUGUUAAGAAAGGUGGUCCAAGUCCUAUUUCAAAUAUGGUUCUGGCUGCUGUACUUGAGAAAGCCAAGGAGCUGGAUGUACCCAAAGAAAUUUUGGAGCGCAACAUUAAGAGAGCUAGUGAGAAGGGUCAAGAGGCUUACAUUGAGAAAAUAUAUGAGGUUUAUGGUUAUGGUGGAGUUAGUAUGGUGGUUGAAGUCCUUACAGAUAAAAUUAAUCGAUCAGUGGCACUUGUUAGAGAGGUCGUGAAGGACUAUGGAGGAAAGAUGGCAGAUCCAGGAUCUGUUAUGUUCAAGUUCAGACGUGUUCGUGUUGUAAAUGUAAAAGUUACAGAUGCUGACAAAGACCAGCUACUUGCCAUUGCUUUAGAUACUGGUGCCGAGGAUGUUAUUGAACCUCCUAUCUAUGAAAAUGAUGCUGAUGAAGAUAGGUCAGAAAGCUAUUAUAAAAUUGUAAGUUCGGCGGAGAACUACCCAUCUAUACUAUCAAUGCUACGUGAGGAAGGAAUACAAUUUGAGACUGAUAAUGGUUCUGAGUUGAUUCCCAUAACCACUAUAGAGGUAGAUGAAGAAGCUAUGGAUUUGAACAAGGAACUAAUGUCUAAAUUACUUGAGCUUGAUGAUGUUGAUGCUGUUUAUACUGACCAGAAGUGAUCAAAUCUGUAUCGUCUUACACCAUCUCAGCAAUUGAAAUUGAAUUGAGGUUUUGAUGCUUUAAUGAUGGAAUUCCGAGUAUCAUAUUUUUCCAGAGAAUGACUCUUCAUUUGGCUGUGUAACUCAAUGGGAAGACCCCAAUGUUGUUCGGUGUUGGCUUCAGUCUUCUACGGAGUUAAGGAAAGUUGAAGUGAAGAGCGAUAUACAUUUUUAUUUAUGAUUAUUGAAACUGGGAGAAAAUAAAUAGCUGACUUUACCGAGUUGUUUUGGGAUGAUGAAUCAUUUGAUAUUGUGAGGAUGGACUUACAAUAAUGAUAAAUUGAUUGUUUAGAUGUAAA